CCCAGCGGCCCCCAGCUCGCGGCUCCGCGAGGCUCCAGGGCCUCACCGUGGGAUGGACGAGGGGAAGAUGGACGAGAAUGAAUGGGGGUACCAUGGUGAAGGCAACAAAAGCCUAGUGGUGGCCCACGCGCAGCGUUGUGUGGUGCUUCGUUUUCUGAAGUUUCCUCCUAAUAGGAAGAAGACCUCGGAAGAAAUAUUUCAGCACCUACAGAACAUAGUGGACUUUGGCAAAAAUGUCAUGAAAGAGUUUUUGGGCGAGAACUGUGUUCAUUGUGGGGAAGUUGUUCAGCUGCCUUUAGAUUUUGUGAAACAGCUUUGUUUAAAGAUACAGUGUGAAAGACCAGAAUCUCGCUGUGACAAAGACCUGGACACGCUCAGCGGUUAUGCUCUGUGCCUUCCCAAUUUAGCCAGACUUCAGACCUACCGUUUCGCAGAGCACCGGCCGAUUCUGUGUGUAGAGAUCAAGCCAAAAUGUGGGUUUAUUCCUUUCUCCAGUGACGUUACGCAUGAGAUGAAGCACAAGGUGUGCCGUUACUGCAUGCACCAGCACCUCAAGGUAGCAACUGGGAAGUGGAAGCAGAUAAGUAAAUACUGUCCCCUUGAUCUCUACUCAGGAAAUAAACAGAGAAUGUACUUUGCUUUGAAAAGCUUGUUACAGGAGGCACAGAACAACUUAAAGAUCUUUAAGAACGGUGAGCUGAUUUAUGGCUGUAAAGAUGCCCGCAGCCCUGUGGCUGACUGGAGUGAGCUUGCACACCACCUGAAGCCAUUCUUCUUCCCGUCCAACGGCCUGACCAGUGGGCCCCACUGCACGAGAGCAGUGAUCCGGGAGCUGGUGCGUGUCAUCACGCGGGUGCUACUGAGCGGCUCGGACAAGGGCCGGGCGGGUGCCCUCAGGUCGGGGCCUGGGCUGCGGGGCCCCCCCGUCUGUGAAGCCAGCCCUUUCAGCAGGAGCCUGCACUGCCCAGGAAAAAACACCCCGGAGCGCUCAGGGUUACCGAAGGGCUGUCUUCUGUACAAAACCCUCCAGGUGCAGAUGUUGGACCUCCUGGACAUCGAAGGCCUCUACCCUCUGUACCGGCGGGUUGAGCGGUACCUGGAGGAGUUUCCUGAGGAGAGAAAAGCAUUGCAAAUAGAUGGGCCUUAUGAUGAAGCAUUUUACCAGAGGCUGCUUGAUCUUUCCACUGAGGACGAUGGCACGGUGGCUUUUGCGCUGACAAAGGUGCAGCAGUACCGGGUCGCCAUGACCGCGAAGGACUGCUCCAUCAUGAUCGCACUGUCUCCUUGUCUGCAGGAUGCAAGCUCCGAUCAAAGGCCCAUUAUCCCUUCAUCGAGAUCCAGGUUUGCCUUCUCUGUGUCUGUGCUGGAUCUCGACCUCAAGCCCUACGAGAGCAUUCCUCAUCAGUAUAAACUGGACAGCAAAAUAGUCAACUACUACUUAAAGACUGUACACGCCAAAGACGCCGCCAUGACGUCGACCAGGUUCAAGGAAAGCGAAGAUUGCACAUUAGUUCUCCACAAGGUCUAACUUUUUUCCUGUAGUGGCUUUGAAACUUGAACAUAGAAUGUGAAGGUUGAAUGAUAGAGCUAUUUUCUGUUGUGCCAGGUGACUUUUGGCUGUGAAUGCUUUUGCUUUUCAACCCCUGUUCAGGUGGGACUGCCUCUGGGAGACACGGAAUGGAAGAGCACUAGAAACAUCUUCCAGGAUGAGGAAUGUUGGACGUGUGCCCAGCAUGUGCUGUGUCCCAGGAGACCCCUCUGGGCAGUUCUCCCUUUCCACCCAGGGCUCACGUCUAAUCUUUAAAAAGCCUUAUAAGACCCAAGGUUUGGAUCUCCUACCACCAGAAUCCUAACAUAGAAAACUUGAAUUGUCACAUACACCUUGCAGUUUGGACUUUUAAGAACACACAGAUACUACUGGAACUUUCCCAGCUGAGUUACUUGGUCACUUUUCCAGUGCCAGCCACGUGUCAGUGCAGACCUAGUGGCUCCCUGAUGUGGAGGGCGGUGAGCUGUUGGUGUGAGGCCGGUUCUGAGCGGUGGACGCAGUCCUCGCCGAGGUGCCACACCCACCGCUCUGCAUGGGGUCAGCAGGGAGCCUGGAACUCAGGGCAGGGCAGACACCACUCACGCGAGCACUGACUUUCUUUGUGCUGAAUGAUUCUGACUUUAGGGGAGACGAGGUGUCGUUUCCCACCUGAAACUGCUGCUGUGGAAGCUGGGAGCGGAGAGGCAGCUCUGAGCUGCUGUGCCCAGGGUGGGUGUCACGGGUGGUGGUGCUCCUGCCAGCUCUGCGGUCCUGGCAUUCCUGGGUGUUUGGGGAACCUCAGUUACUUCUGCCAGAGCCGGCAUCGAGUUUCCCCUCCUUCCCCACACCUGCUCCUCCCUCAGGUUUCACUACGGUGUGUGGUGUCAGUGGCCUCGAGCGGUGCUGGGCUGCCCAAGGCCCCGCUUCCAAAAGGCUUCUGGCUGGCACUAAGAGGGUUCUUGUCGGGGUCACCAAAAGUGUGCCCAGCUGCUAUGAAAACUGUUGGGAAUCUUGGCUUCAGUUUUUUAUUCUAUGGUAGGUUGUACAGAUUAUUUAUAUCAUCGUUUUGAGGGACUAAUGAAGGCUUAUUGUAAUAUAUAAUACUAGUGAAACCAUGGGAUUGUAUGAAAAUACUACACACAAAAUAAGGAGAAUAUUUUGCUGAUUGUACAUUUUUGUGGGGAAUUUUGUGAUAAAUUGAGACUUCAGCUCAUUAGAAUCAAGCCAGCUCUUCUAGAAUUUAUUCUUCAAUUCUGUCCUACCAUUUACUUCUUAUCCUCACUACCAUUUACCACUUAACUUCUACACUCGGAGGUUCAAAAAGAUAUUCCGACGAGGCACGCCUCUCACUCACGUGGUGUGCUGGGGCGCUGGGGCUUCGGAGAUUCCACUCCGGAUGUGCGUGGAGCCGCGAUCUCGUGGGCAAGUUGCGGGCUCCACAGGGCAUGGAAGCAGGCAGCUGCCAGAGUUGCUCUGGCCUGAGGUUGUUCCUUGUGGCUGGCCUGGGGUGAGCACGGGCUUGCCCGGGACCAGGGUGUGCAGAGGCCCCUGGGUCCCCGUGCAGAGCUCUGGAAGCCCAGCCCCUCCAGGAGGGGAGCUGGGCAGGCCCCUGUUGCCUGUCCUGAACAGUCUGGAAGGCACCACCCUCUACUUGCAGGGAAGAGGCAAUAGAUGGGAUGGUCGUGCCCCAGCCCUUUGCUCUUUUCACACUCCACCUCCGCCCCUUCCCUGAGGCUUUCACUUGCUUGAAACAGUGUUUCACCCAUUCUGCUUUCAACUGGCCACUCAGGUCAGUGCAGCACUUAGGCUCUGGGGGACUUUGAUGAAAACACUGUUUCUUCUGUGCAGAGGGAUCAGCGGUGCUGAGGUCCUGUGCGAAGGGCAGUGCCGUAUUUGCUGUCUACUGCAUUUUUUUAUGCUAACCGCUCUGCUUUUUUAUGGAAGACCAGGAAGAGUGAAUGUCAGAGGACUUGCUGCUGAGAGGUGCUGUGAAAGCCUCCGGUGCUGCUUCCCAGAGCUGGGAGGUGAGGGGGUGGUGUGGCCCCCUGGGGCUUCCUGAGGAAUGUCUAGGAAAUGAGGCUGCGCUGGCCAGCCCUCCAGGAGCCCCUGGGUGGUGGGUGACAGGAGGAGGGCCGGCCUUCGGGGUGGGCUGGGGGGCAGUGGCUCCCAGCAUCCCAGGA
Hippopotamus amphibius kiboko is the source of this 3708-nucleotide messenger RNA. RefSeq names its product inositol-pentakisphosphate 2-kinase (gene IPPK). Gene Ontology annotation, biological process: inositol phosphate biosynthetic process. Lineage: Eukaryota; Metazoa; Chordata; Mammalia; Artiodactyla; Hippopotamidae. Gene Ontology annotation, molecular function: inositol-1,3,4,5,6-pentakisphosphate 2-kinase activity; ATP binding. Bases 53 to 1528 code for a protein of 491 amino acids. The transcript is spliced from 13 exons. The record is from RefSeq and is a predicted model, not a curated record. Gene Ontology annotation, cellular component: nucleus.